UAGCGUGGCUCAGCGUGUAGCUGUGAUGAUGGAGUCCUGUGGUGUGUAAUCCACCGUCUAUCGCGCGUUCGUUAUGCAGCAAAAGUCAACUCCUUUCUGCAUUACUUUGUCUUUAAUGCAGUUACAAUAACACUGCUGAGAGCUUUCGGUGGCCCCUGUAAUAUUUAGGCCCGGGAUUGGGCGGGCAAGCAAUGGAUUAAAUAAACAUGGAUUUGUGUCUGCACGCUUCCCAGACGUCUCUGUGCACGUGUGUGGGAAGCUGCAUCCUGGUUGUGGAUGGAGAUGCAGACCGCAGCUCUCCAGACAAAAUCAAUGAGCUGUGAUGAGGCAGCCGGGGGCAUAAGAGAGUCAGGUGUGUGUUUUAGUGAGAGGCGGCCACUGUGCGAAACCAGAGAGCAACAUAGGAUCCCGCAAAACCUUAAGGGCCUGGCCGAGGUGGGGCUCAUUUUUUAUUGAGGGAGGGGGGGGAUAACAGAUGCUGUAGACUAGAGAGCCAAUCUGUCAUUGUGAGUGUGACGGAAGAAAAGAGCAGAGACCACGUGGGAGACGGUGGGGGCAAUACCAGCCGAGACGAAUCAGUAAAAAGAGGUUGUUGUCAUGGCGAUGAGUUGAAGCGAGGUUGCUGUUAUGAGCCGGUGAGAGGAUCAGCGGGUGCACUUCAGUCUGCGGCCGUGAACCGAUCCAUCCUUUUCCAGCCUUCCCCUGGAGCCUGCUUUGAAACCACUACGUCACCGUUCAGGAACCAUGGCCAACAGCACCGGCGCCAUACACCCGAGUAACCUCCCGUGGCACCCGGACGCCGCGCUCGUCCCCCGGGUCGCCCUGCAGGUCCAGGAGGUCUACCCCUUCCACGACGGCUGGAACGUGGCCUGCUUCGUCAUCCUGCUGCUCUUCAUCCUCACCGUGGUGUCUCUGGCCGCGCUGGCUGUGCUCUACGAGCUGCUGGACUGCGGGUGCUGCGCCAAAGGGAAAACACACCACGAGCUGCAGGAGGAGGCGCCGGGCGGCUGCAGCCAGCUCAUGACCAGCAUGUGCAAGGAGCCGGAUUCCCGCACAGAGGUGGUGUAGGGGGAAGUGGGGAGGGGGGUGGGGGGGGUGGAAGAGGAACGCCACAGCGCGGACCCCGGAUGCCCUGAGGAAAAGGACUUUGGAUAAAAGUGAACAAAUGGUUCAGUUGUGGUAAAGAGUUCAGAGGGUGAGGAGGUCACAGAACUAUGUAACAGAAAAGAAAGGGGCAUCAGUUGGCCUCUAAUUCGGGGAGAGUCUUAAUUAGCCGUUUUAUUUUGGUCAGGAAGGAAUCUUUAGACAUCUACACUCACUGCCACGCGGACCCUGAAAGCCACACUUUUUACACCAGAAACAGAGGAUUCAUGUAAAAAUAGGGUGGCGUGUUCGUAUGACCUGAUAUCUGCUGAGAGAAGAGUGUUCUUGUACUAUGACAUGCGAGUCCUGUGUGUGCUGAUCCACUGAUCCGGCUGCUAAUGCGCUUCUGAGGAAUAUGGCAAAUUAUUGUUUAUGGUUAGAAAAAGCGCUGCGUAAGUGAAAGACAUCCCAGUUUCCCACCGGGACAAAACUAAAGAUCAAGCGCACUUUGAUCAAAUCCCGCGGUUCUGUUCUCUGGUUAAUUGUACACCACUGUUGUCAACACGUUUAGCUUUGCAAAAUUAGCUCAUAACACUUGGUUGCUGCACAGUGAUGUAAAUUCAUCAUGCCGUCUUGAGCAUAAUGUAUGAUUCUAAAAAGGCCUAAUAAAUUGCCACUGAAAUAUG
Gasterosteus aculeatus aculeatus (three-spined stickleback) is the source of this 1769-nucleotide messenger RNA. NCBI's taxonomy places the organism in Eukaryota, Metazoa, Chordata, Actinopteri, Perciformes, Gasterosteidae. The record is from RefSeq and is a predicted model, not a curated record.